Penicillium lagena is the source of this 336-nucleotide messenger RNA. RefSeq lists its product as uncharacterized. The transcript has 2 exons. The record is from RefSeq and is a predicted model, not a curated record. NCBI's taxonomy places the organism in Eukaryota, Fungi, Ascomycota, Eurotiomycetes, Eurotiales, Aspergillaceae. The coding region runs from base 1 to 336 and encodes 111 amino acids.
AUGGAGAAUUUAUUGGACGCCGUGGUUACACUUUCCACACAACCGGCCGGUGGAGAAGAACAACUAGCGCCAGCGCCUCGCCGGGAGAUCAUUGGCAGGUCAGACUGGUUGGCCUCCGCCUACCAGUCUGGCCAGCAGGCUCUCCUGCUCUGUGAUAGGGCCAAACCCGGCGAGCUUGUUCGGCCCUUGUAUCGAGAUGUAUCGAUCGCAGACGAAUCGACACGGGAGAUUGGCCCUUCGCCGAGCUGGCCCAUGCUGCUCCUCAUUUGCCUAGUGGCCGUGUCAUCGUGCGCGGAAGUCUUCUGCGUUGAAACUCCGCAGAUCCUGGACUACUGA